Messenger RNA from Nerophis ophidion (straightnose pipefish), 6388 nucleotides. RefSeq names its product MAP7 domain-containing protein 2-like. The record is from RefSeq and is a predicted model, not a curated record. The coding region runs from base 18 to 2279 and encodes 753 amino acids. Gene Ontology annotation, cellular component: microtubule cytoskeleton. Gene Ontology annotation, biological process: microtubule cytoskeleton organization. NCBI's taxonomy places the organism in Eukaryota, Metazoa, Chordata, Actinopteri, Syngnathiformes, Syngnathidae. The transcript is spliced from 16 exons.
GUCUCAUUGAGCGGGAUAUGACCGUUGCUAAAAUGGCACCGCCAACUGCUCCUCUAGUUCCCGACAAGAGAAUUGUAACAAACGGCCGCAGCUCACCAGCCAGGACUGGAAAACCAGCUCCGGCUAACGUGGAGAAGAAGCCGCUCUUAAAUGGAUUUGCAUCGCCUUCACACUUGGUGGCUCAUGUCAGUACCAACCAUGUGGGCAAACCAAUGGUCGAAGGUUUCUUGAAGACAGACGACAGGAUGCGUUUAGCCAAAGAGAGACGAGAGGAGAGGGAGAGAAACCUUGCGGCCCGAGAGCAACUGAUCAGGGAGAAGGAGCGGCGAUCUCAGCUGCAGUAUGAGCGCACGGUGGAGGAGCGCUGGAAGCGUCUUGAGGAGCAGAAGCACAAAGAAGAGCUCCGCAGGGCCGCGGUGGAAGAGAAGCGAAGGCAGCAGAUGGAAGACGAGAGGGAGCGGCUGAAGGCCCUGAUGAGACGCUCUCUAGAGCGCAGCCUACACCUGGAGCACAGACACAAACGCUGGAGCAGAGGCUACCCUGCAGGAGCAGCGCCCUGCAGCCCUCGCAGGUCACCUUUGAGCAGCUCACGCAGCCCCGCUGAUCCCCACAGAGCAGCGGGAGUCCUAGAAGGCUCCCGCUCCACUCCCAACACACCCAAGAAAGAGCGUCUGCACAGGGAAAGACGAACCGCCUCCCCGGGUUGUGGAUUCAUCCUGAGAAGAUCUGAAUCUCCUCACAUCCCCAAACAGCUGACCUCUGCAACUACUUCCAAGCUGGCUUCUACGAAGCGCACUCAGUCUCCUAGCAACAUCCACGAGUACCACCACUCCCCCUCUAGACAUCGGUCCACCCAUGUCAUCAAGAAACAUGACGAUAAAAAUAUGGAAAGACACGACAAGUUAUCUGCAGGGAAAAACAACCUCCACAUACCCAAUUCGACUGACCUCGGUAAAACCAGAUCUUCUGAAGGCUUCAAGGGUGACACACCAGAGAAGAAAGUGGAGCAGAAGAAGACAGAGACUGUCAGUCAUAGUGGAGAUAAGAAAAGAGAAUCAUCGCCAUGCAUGGUCACAGGGAAAGCGGCAGCCAGCAUAACCAAUGCUGAGGACGCCAGCCGACUGUUAGCGGAGCGUAGACGCCAGGCCCGGGCGCAGAAAGAACAAGAGGACAAAAAGCAAAUGCAAGCAGAUGAAGAAAGGCUAAAAGAAGAACAGCUGAGGAGGCAACUUGCACAAGAGCAGCAGCAGCAGGAGCGCAAGGACGCGGCAAAAAAUAAUGCAGAAUCUCAUAAGAUGAAGCAAGGAGGAGACAUGGGACAGGAGGAUGUGCAGGAGAAAGAGUUGAUGGACACAGAGAGACAAAAGGCCAAAGUUCAAGCACAAGAGAAAGCCGAGCGUCAGCGUCAAGACCGAGAGCAUCAGGUGCAGCAGGAGGAGGAAGAAAGGCAGCUGAGAAAAAAGAGAAUCGAGGAGAUAAUGAAGAGAACGAGGAAAGGUGACGCUGACGUGAAGGACGAACAGGUGGAGACCGAGUCACCACCAGAAAAGGGAAAAACUGGUCAAAGUGAAGCUCAGGAAUACUUUAAAGAGGGUAAAGAGCAGGUCACAAGACAGGGCGGGACAAAAGGGAAGAAAGAAGCUUCAGCACAGAUGGAUCAUCAUGGGGACAUCAGCACUCAACAAGUAAUGCCAGCACACAGUGUUCCUGACAAGAGGCUGGACACCAGGGAAAGAGAGGACAAGGAGGGUGUGCAACACCAAAGAGGGGUACUGGUGAACAAGCAGCCCAAAAUGGGCAUAGUAAAAGCCAUGGAUCCUUUUAAUAAAGCACCAACAGAUGUCAAUAGUCAGCAAAAGGAGAUGAACGGAGUGGUCAGGGAUGCAAAGACAGGCCACGUGACAGUGGAGGUAAGCAAACCACAUGUGGGAAAUCCUGAAGGAUCGCCAAAGCUCAGAUCACCGCCUGUCAUACACCUACAGCCACUGGAGGUGAAGCACUUUUGUGAUGAGUUGCAGCCAAUGGAUGUCAGCCCCGCUUCCAAGGAGGAAUUGAUUUCCAUCCCAGAAUUCUCGCCGGUAAAUGAAAUCCAACACUGCGGGAUAAGUAACAGCCGAGCCCUCCGGGACCUAAUGGACCUGACAGGCAGCGUCACAUGCUCCAAAGUCACCUCUGAAGGCAACAUAGGUGACUGCAACAAGAACCUGAUCGAGGGGGUCGUCAGCCCAGUGUCAGAUUCUAAGCUCACCGCGACGUCAAAUCAACUUAGCAUCCGCUAGCGCAACCAUAACAAUAGAUAUCACAUUUAUAAACCGUAUCACUAGGUAUAUGGGAAGAGAGCCAUAGUCUGCACCUACUAACAAACCCUUGCAGCUUUACAGUAAAAUAAAGCAGGGGUGGGUAUUUAAAAUACUUUAUGGGAAUAUUCUGAACUCCGGUUUUCAUGCCAGUGUGGUAUUGAGCAGCGGUGGUACCUUAGUUUUUUUUUAGGAAUCUUUCGCCAAAAUAUUGCCCCGGUUUUUGGUCUCGUUUAUCGUACGGCCAAACAUUGCACCUAACAAACUAGUCUGUUUGUUUAGAAUUGAGUGCCCCAAAAAAGAAUCCCACGCGUUAGGGACUUUUUGUUUUGUUGUGUUAUUAAUACAUUGUAUGAGUCCAACUGUGUUAAUAUUAUUUAUUUCAAAUCUUGCUCUCAACUCUCCCACUCGGAAGUCAUUCUCAGCAUCGUCACCCUUCGGUGACAUCAUCUCUUGGUGACUCUGUGGGUCUUUGCUAACUAACACAGUCAAAUCGCAAUUCCAAAUACGGCUGCAAAUAACCCACAAAAGCCAGAAUAAUGGGGGCCAGAGAAAGUUGCGAGUGUCAGCAUGUGAUGUUACAUGUUCAUUUAUCCAUUACAAUCGUCAUUUGUAUUUAUUCUGCAUUGUUUUCUGCAUGUAAAAUUAACUUUUCUGCGUAAAAUGUGUUUGUGUUCAUAGUUUUGGGUGUCUGGAACAGUUAUAUUGGAUUUGCAAUAUUUUAGGAAAAAUUGCUUUGGUUUUUAUACAGUUCAGUCUUCUUUCAACCUUUUGGAAUGGAUUACAGUAGUACCUCAAUUUAUGAUCUUAACUAGUUCUGUGACAGAGCUGUUAACUCAUAACGCUUGCAUCUCAAAUCAAUGUUGAAAUGAUUGAAAUCAAUUUAGUAGGUGUUUGGCAACCCAAAAUAGGGCAUUUUUAACAUCUAACAUGCCAGCUUAAAAGAAAAAACAAACUAUUAGAUAAGAAAUGUUGCAUUGAAACAAUACAAUAGAACAAUGAUUCUCAAACUGUGGUACAUGUACCAUUAGUGGUACGCCAAAGAAUCACUUGAUUAGAGUACAGUGUUUUAUUUUCCUUUAUUCACACACAGUGUUACUGUUCAAACUGUGUGUAACAAUACAGUGACCAAAAAUAUAAAAUAUACUUGUUAAAUAAAACCAUUGCUUUGUAUUAAUGAAUACUUUGGCAUUGUGCACUACUGUAAUUUAACGUUGGUCAUUUUGGUGUUACUUGGAGAGCCAAGUUUUUUCUGAGGUAGUACUAGAUGAAAUAGUUUGAGAACCAUUGCAAUAGAAUAUACUGGUAACAACUCCAGUAAUUGUUAUACUAAUAAUAAUGUUCAACAUUUAUCUAGGAGAGUGGACUUGUAUGGCGACUCCUUUCAGCUGUGUCUCCGUCAAACACUCCAUCAGCAGCUUUUCCAUAUUUUCAUGAAUACGUUACGUUGUUAAUUCAUGAAACUUCUGCUAUUUAUAGAUUGUCUAAUCAUUCACGGUUUGCAUUCGACACAGUCUGGUACACAUUCUGUCACGGUUUUAAUGAUUCCUUUCUUUAAUUCAACGACUCUACCCUUGCCCGGAUGCAGACAGCUCUUAUCUCAAAACAUUCUACAGUUGGGGCACUCUUUAAUUUGAGGUAUCACUGUACUAACAAAAAACGAGGUACCACUGUUAUACUGUCAUAGUGGAAGAUUGUGGAGGAUUGUGUGUAUGUAGCUCAACUUCCUGUGGCCGUCAUAGCUUUCUUUAUGCAGCUUACUCGGACUUAGCAGUGCCUCUGUUUGUUGCGCAAAGAAGUGCACUGCAUUUUGUCUCGGUUGCAUCAAAGCACAAUUUAGCGACAAUAAUUUUUUAAAUAUAUCGUUCAUCCCUAAGUGAAAGUAAAUGAAUCAAAAGUGUUAGUCAGGCUUUUGAAUAUGGAACAAAUGUACAGAAAGUUGAAGGACUUUAAAGAGUCUCAAGACUAUACUGAGACGUCUAAAUAGAAUGUAAGAUAACGAAGUUGAUACUAUUGCUUAUUAAAAUGGGACUGCAGCCUUUAUUGAAUCAUUUAUAUGAACAAAUUAGAUCUUGCUUUUAAUGUUUAGACAAAAGUAUUGCAAUGAAAUAUCGUUAUUUUAUAGACAUAAUCAGUUAUUAACUUCAUUCAAUAGAUAUCUAUGUGAAGAAAUAAGACUUCAAUGCUGCAGUGAAAUCACUGCGCUCCUUAAAAUGCUUGCUCAACUCAUUAAAAAAAAAAAAAAAACGCUCUUAACUUUCAGUCUUAAACUGUACGUCCGGUAUAGAAACAAACGCCUUAUGUAGAAAUUCUCAAUAUAUGGUCAAUUUGCAAAUCAUUGUUUCUCUUACUAUAUUUUGUUUCACCAUGCAGGAAAAACAUUGACCUUUAAGUGUGUGACCUGUAAUACUUGAACCUCAUUUGCCCAGCUGUUUUCUUGCACAUGUUGUUGUGUAGACUAAUGGCAUUUAUUUUAAAGACUAAAUAUUUGCUUUGCAGAAAUGUUAAACUAAAAGAAAGAGGCAUCUGAUAUUUCAAAAUAAUCUCGCUGUAAAGUGAAUUUAAAGCUUCUGCUGUAGAGUUGUGCAAGGUUGGCAUGGUCAUAGCAAUGGCAAACAAUAAAAUAUAAAUGGUCAACAUUGUGUUUUCAUUGUUUAUACACUCAGGGGUGUCUUUUUUUCACUGAGGGCUACAUGCAUAAAAAUUAGAGCAUGGAUCUCAUUUUGAUGCAUUUUGCACAUUAAAGUGGUUAAAACAAUCCAAUGUAGGCCAUACUAAUAUCUCUCACCUUACUUGUUCACGCGCUAUACCUCAUCAGACUUCAGGCAUGACUCCAACCGCUGCCAUCUGCAGAAGUUCUCAGUCGACUUCGCAGUGGUGGGAUAUGUGUCUGAGGGGAGCGAGUUAGUAAAUUGAUUAAGAGAGCUGACUCUGUCCUAGGCUGCCCACUAGACAGCAUUUAGGAGGUGGCCGACAAAAGAAAGCUGACAUCCACAAUGUCCAAUCCCUCUCACCCUCCGGCACUGUGGAGGCCCUGAGUAACUCCUUCAGCAUUAGACUGUCUGUUACAGUGCAAGAAGGAGCGCUAUCGCAGGUCCUUUCUUCCCACAGCCAUAAGACUUUACAAUGCACUUAUGUGAUUACUGUGAUGUUUUUUUUCGUGGUGUGCAAUAACAAUGUUUGUGUUUUUUUGUUGUAUUUUAUCUUCUAUCCAUAGAUUUUAGUUGUUCCAAUGUAUUGUUUGAGUUCCUCAAUUCAAAAAGUUCUCAACGUGCUUUAAUCUCUUGUGCCUGCUGGGUAUGUCUUGUCAUCCCUCUUUUACUUAAAUCAUUUUAACCUUAAAAAGUCAUGCAACUUUCUUUGAUAUGUUUAUAUGUGCUGUUUGAGCCAAAUGGCCUUUAGUUCCUUGAGUCCUUGAAUGUAGUAGUAACAUUGACAUCAUUACUGCCUAUCUCUGGAAUCAGUCAUGUACUAUUCAUGCUCUUUCACUAUGACACUUUGACCAAAAAAUGACAAAAACAGACUUCCAUAAUUUGUUUUCUAUUUGGUUGCAUGCAUUAUAACACUGAAUGCCUGAGUCAUACCAUUUCCCAUGCAAUCACAGCUGUAAACAUGCUCUCAAAUACAAACAGGUAUAACCGGUCAUAUCACACUUUCACUCUCUGAUCUUUUUUAAUCCCUCACAUUUUUUAUCUCCAAACCCAUUUGUAUCCUAUCUAGUACAAAUUACCUAACCUAGCCAGGUAAUGUUUAGGAAUGUAUGAGUCUAAAUCAUUGAAUAAAUAAAUAUACUACCAGAAAGUGCAUGUUCCACACAGAAGACUGAAUGAAAAAUACUUCUCCAUCCAUCCAUUUUCUACCGCUUGUUCCGUUUGGGGUCAUAGAGGGUGCAGGAGCCCAUCUCAGCUGCAUUCAGGCGGAGAGCGGUGUACACCCUGGACAAGUCGCCACUUCAUUGCAGAGCCAACACAGAUAGACCAUAUUCACUCUCACAUUCACACACUACGGCCAAUUUAGUGUUGCCAAUCAACCUAUCCCCAGGUGCAUGUCGUUGAAGGUGGGAGGAAGCCGGAGUACCCGGAGGGAACCCA